AUGAUGAGGAGGAGGAGGAGGAGGAGGGGGGUUAAAAUAACUCAAGCGUGGCUUGCAGCUUUUACGCAUGACUUCCACGCGUGUGUGCGUGUUCUGCGUGUUGCCAUCGCUUUGACGCACAUGUGCGACCACGGAUUUCUUUUUUUUGUGCGUGUCUUUUUCUAUUGUGCCGUUUGACAAACACCAAGAGAUGGCCGGUGCGCGCGCCCGGGCUUUGCGGGCUCAGGGGAGGAGGUGCUUCACCUCCCUCCUGCCAGUUCUGCACGGUCAUGACCUGUCAUCACGCCCCUCCUUCAGCCCGACUCUUGCUAUUGGUCCUGCUCAGUGUCACUCCACGGCUGGUCGGCACCGCCCCCGCGUGGGCUGAAGGAGGGGAGGGCGGGGCGGAGGGGCACAUCCAUGCAGACAGCAAAGAGGACCGCCUCGCCCCCUUUCUCCUUGCCCAGGGCCAUGCUGGCAACACGUCGCAGGACCAGCAGAGGUCGGACCAAGAGACAGACCCAGCGCGGGUGCUCUCUAUCCUCCUGCGGGCUCUAGAUCAACCGGGGAAGGGACAAGAGAGGACAGGUGGCCCGGGGGAGGAGGACACUCAGAGCCGGGAGGAGUCGCCCGCUAGCGAAGGCUUAAAGGGCGAUGAGAUAAGGAGCGGGCAAUCGGAGGCGGGGCCAGAAACUGAUAAUGCUAUCAAGGAGCUCAUCGCAGGCCGCUUGACGGCUGCUCAGGGUAAUGACUUUGAGGAGGACCAGGACAGAGGCCACCUGGGCGGCGACGUUAUCGAGGAGCAAGGGGAAGAGGAGGAAAAGGCGGAGAAAAAUGAGGCGGAAAUCUUCCUAGAUGUGGCCACAUCCGACUCCUCCUCCCAGGGGGAUGAUCUUUCCCUGCAGCGCAAAAUACGAGGCUACUUCCAGAACAUUGACUUGGGCCUCCAAGACAAUGAGAUCCUGCCUCCCCUGAAGGGCUACAAAGCAUACAACACACAGCUGGCCCGGGCCGGCAAGAAGCUCCACUGGCAGGAGAACGGCGCCACCAACGGGCCCACCAAGGGGGGCAACUUCAUGGAUGACUUUGAGGACGAGGGCGGGGUGCUGGAGGAGGAGGUGGAGGAGGAGGACGAGAGCCUUACCCGCAUGGAGGAGGAGGCCAGGGCACGGGCUGAGAAGCAGGAAGUGCUCCGGCAGCAGGAGGAGGCGGAGCGGGCCCGCGAGGAGGAGCAGCGUUUGGCGGACAUCGCCUCCGACAUGCUGCUGCAGUACAUGGACCGCAAGCAGCAGGCCUUCAUGAAGCCGCGGCAGAAGAGCAGCAACACGGCCGAGGACAAGCGAUCUGAGGAGGUCCUCCCGGACGAGGAUGAUCUGGACCAGCAGAUGAUCGAUAGGCUAAUCGAGAUCAGCAGCAAGCUGCACCUGCCGGCCGAUGAUGUCAUCGAGAUCAUCAGCGACGUGGAGGAGAAGAAGAAGAAGAGGAAAGAACUGCAGCAGCAGCAGCCGGCCAUCGUUGCCAAGCCUGUCAUGCCGCGCUUCAGGCCUCUCGUUCCUCCCCCUCUGGUGGCACCGCCCAUUUACCACUACACGGCCUCCAAAAACCCCAAGAAAGCCCCUUACAAGUACAAGUCCAUGAAGAAGUGGCAGAAGGACAAAGUCAAGUCGCACAAGCAGGACUACUGGUACCAACCUCAGAAGCAGAUGGACUACUGGUACAAACCCCAGAAACAGUUUCUCGCCUUCCCUUCCUACCCGUACUACCAGAAGCCAUACCGGGCGUACUACCCUGUUUAUUUCCCUUACCCCAAAUCGCAGUACUAUGGCAAGCCCCCUCCCGCCAGAGACCAGCUCUUCAGCCCCCAGGAGCUCGACCUCCAGGGCCCGAGGCGCAGGCACCGAGAUGGGGGCAAGAACCGGGGUCAGGGUUGGAGACAGCGACCGGCGCCUCGAAUGCCCGUCGCCGCCCCUUACAUCUCUAACUAUAUCCUCCCUCACCCACGGACCUACCAGCCCCUGCCGCCCCCGAAGCCGCUGGCCCCGCCCCGGAGAGGUCGGCGGCCCCCGUACUACUAUCCACACGACACACCGGGAGACGACUACGAGGAAGACGGCCUGGUGCCUCAGCUGGACAGUGAGGAAGAGCUAGAGAACUUUAUCGAGAGAAUCUACAUGAAGCGCAGAAUGUACUGAGGGACCACUUUCUUUUACGUGGGACGUUUGACCCAUCGGAGGGGGCGGACAGAUGUGGGAGGGGCUGGCUAGCAAGUGAGGGGAUAAAACUAGGAACAAGUUGGCGUUUAAGGCGAGUUAUGAUGGUCCAGAUGCGAGAUUGUGGUUAGUUUAAUUCACUCUGUGUGUUUUUGAUUUUGUUGUUAUUAGGUUCGGUCAGGGUCAGGUGACCCUGCCAGCGCCAUGUUUACAUUUGGAACCAGAACAUACGGCGGCGUACGUCCGCAUUCAUUCAGGUCAAACUGAUGCGUACACGCACACACACACACACACACACACACACACACACACAAUCAUGUUUACAACAUCUCUUUGUACGUCACAUUGCAAACCUGAUUUAUGAGGAGUAUAAAAAAUGACAACAAGCCUUUUGUUAUAUCGGAUUUGUGCUGGUGCCUUUCUCACUUGGGAUUGGAGGAAACAGCAAAGAACAAGAAAAGGUGCCACAAACACACAUCUUUUUUUCUGAUUUUUCCUGAAUUUUGCCUUACGCACUACAGUCAUCCCUCGUUUAUGGCGAUCCACUGGUUCCAGACCGGGCCUUGAUAAAUGAAUUUCCACGGAGUAGGAUUUCUUAUUUAUAUAUGGAAUAUUCUGGUAGUUGGAGCACAGAACACCUUCUAAAUACGUUUUUUUUUUUACGUUAUUAGAGCCCUAUAGACAUGAAAUAACACCCCUAUAGUAACUUUUACACUCCUUUUAGCCAAUAUAGUAGACAUAAAAUAAGCCAUUUAAAACCUAAAUAAGUCAUAAUGAAGACUUUGCAUUGGGAGAGUCACACCGAGUACUUCCUGAAGUGGCUAUUGUCUCAUCGGUGUAACAUCACUGACACCUAGCGACUAGUGUAGAGUACUGCAUACCAAAGACGUGUAUAUACAAUGCGUCUUCUGAAUAUCUUAUAUUUCUAUUUUAGUUCAUUCAGCCAUUUUUAUGCUUGAGAAUGCUUGAUUUAGGCCAGAAAUACCUAAAAUUUGCUUAAAUAUGCAUAGUCUAUUGAUAUUAAUAACAUCAAUAUAAUUCUGUUAUACAUUAUUAUAUUAAUAUGCAUAUACUCGCUCCCUCCACCCGGUCACUGUUGGUGUGUCCCUGGGCAAGACACUUCACCCGCCUUGCCUGCAGUGCUGCCCACACUGAUGUAUGAAUGAGUGAAUGAAUGUUUGGCGGUGGUCGGAGAGGCCGUAGGCGCGAAUUGGCAGCCACGUUAGACUACCCCAGCACAGUUCGUUUUACAGAUGUAGAUGACCACCACCAGUGUGUGACUCAGUGAAUGAAUAAUGGUUUCACUUCGUUGUGAAGCGCUUUGGGUACCUUGAAAAGCGCUGUAAAAAUCAAAUCCAUUAUGAUAAUUAUUAUUAUAAUUUUUUUAAACAAAACAGCGCAGAUUUGAGAAAAAAAACGUGAUAAGAGUGAAGCCGUGAAAUUUGAAGCGUGAAGUGGCGAGGGACGACUGUAUUCGCUCAUCAGCAAACCCUGCGGACCCCCCAAAGCACAAACCUAAACAGUAAACACUUCCGACCUGGUGGGCCGAGGGUUCACAGUCAUUAUGCUAUGGCAAUGCAUCAGACUGGACACAUAUCUGCUUCAUACAAAAAAAUAAUAACGCAACUUUAUGUGUUUGACCAUCAUUUUGCUGUACUGUAUUGUAUUUUUGAUUUUUUUUUUUUUUUUUUUUU
Dunckerocampus dactyliophorus (ringed pipefish) is the source of this 3883-nucleotide messenger RNA. RefSeq lists its product as uncharacterized. The transcript has 2 exons. The coding region runs from base 270 to 2171 and encodes 633 amino acids. The record is from RefSeq and is a predicted model, not a curated record. Gene Ontology annotation, molecular function: neuropeptide hormone activity. Lineage: Eukaryota; Metazoa; Chordata; Actinopteri; Syngnathiformes; Syngnathidae.